CCGGCCGCGCGCCCCCCCGCCGUUGGCGCCGGCAUGUCGGGCCCCGGGCCGCGGGAGCCGCCGCAGGCGGGCGGGCCGGCGGGCCCCGAGGGCGCGGACGCGGCGCUGGGCGAGGCGGGGUUGAGCUUCACGACGGCCGACCUGAGCCUGGUGGAGAUGACGGAGGUGGAGUACACGCAGCUGCAGCACAUCCUCUACUCGCACAUGGAGGCGGCGGCGGCCGACGGCGAGCUCGAGACGCGCCUCAGCUCGGCCUUCCUGGCGGCGGCGGCGGCGCCGGGGGGCUUCGCGGCGGCGGGGGGCGCGGCGGCGGCGGCGGCGGGGGGCGCGCCGCCCGUGUACCCGGUGCUGUGCCCCCCCGCGCUGGCCGACGGCGGCUUCGCGGGCGCCAGCCCGUGCCUGGGCGCCGUCGACGUGCAGGAGCUGCGCAGCAUGCUGCUGAGCGAGGCGGGCGCGGCCCCCGCCGCCGAGCGGACGCCGGGCGCCGACGGCCCGGGCCCCGGCGCGCCCCGGCCCCGGGCGCCCGACGGCGCCGGCAAGGAGAACGCGGAGGGCGGGCCCGAGGCGCGGGCCAAGCCGGCCGUGCGCGUCCGCCUGGAGGACCGCUUCAACAGCAUCCCCGCCGAGCCCCCGCCCGGCCCGCGCAGCGCCGAGCCCCCGGAGCCCGGCGUGGCGGUCAGCAAUUUGGUAACUCUUAUUCGUCAUCCAUCCGAGUUAAUGAAUGUGCCUCUUCAUCAGCAGCAAAACAAAUGUACAACAUUAGUGAAAAACAAAACUGCUGCUGCAACGACCGCUUUGCAGUUUACAUACCCUCUGUUCACUACCAGUGCUUGCUCUACUAGUGGAAGUUCUAAUCUUUCCCAAACACAGAGUUCUAGUAACUCAUGUUCUAUACUCGAGGCUGCCAAGCAUCAGGAUAUUGGAUUGCCGAGAGCAUUUUCUUUCUGUUAUCAGCAAGAAAUUGAAUCCACUAAGCAGACUUUGGGUGGUAGAAACAAAGCUUUGCCGGAGCAGGUUUGGAUUAAAGUCGGAGAAGAAGCGCUAUGUAAACAAGCAAUAAAUAAGAGGAAUCGGAGUAGGAUACGCCAGUUGGACACGCACAUAGAGCGAAGAGCCCUUGGAGAGAUUCAGAACGUGGGCGAAGCCUCCACAGCGGCGCAGGCUGCUUGGCCGUCGGCGGAGCCGUCCCAGGCCACCCUCGGGGAGCAGACACAGAGCGGGCCCCAGGGAGGCAGGUCCCAGCGCAGGGAGAGGCACAACCGCAUGGAGAGAGAUAGAAGGCGCAGAAUCCGCAUCUGUUGUGAUGAGUUGAAUCUUUUAGUCCCGUUCUGCAACGCCGAGACCGAUAAGGCAACGACCCUGCAGUGGACCACGGCCUUCCUGAAGUAUAUUCAGGAGAGACAUGGAGAUUCUCUUAAAAAGGCGUCCCAAACCGUCCUUUGUUUCCGGGAACCUGAUGUCAGGUGCCGAGUCCAGGGCACAUGACGCCCAGCUCGUUGUUUAUCAAGGUACUGGUCACAGGCUGGGUCUGCGGUCGGCUGGCAGUCAGGCACCUGCCGUGUGCAGGGGGUUGUUUGGGGGCUUGAAGGGGUGUCAGGGAUCUGCCUGUAGGAUGUGAAUUUUUUUUUUUUUUUUGCCCCGAGAAAAUGUUGUGAAAGGGAUAAAACACAAAUAGAAAAAAGAAACACAGAGGCGACUAAACGUGAAAUAAAUAGUCUAGAUUUCAAACAUGUUCAGAAGGCAGAGAAGAGGCACUGCGGCCUGGCAGACAGGGGGCGCCUCGGGGAUGGAGCACUUCCAUGCCUUAGUCCAGCCAGCUCAGCCCUGACCCUGUCUUUUUUGGCCGAGAGGCCGUCGAUCCCCUGCAAGCCAGAGGGGCUCCAGAUGCUGGGCGUGAGUGAGGGUCCCGCUCGCCCCCUCCUUGGGGGUUCAGAUGAGAGCACGUUUCCUGCAUUGGCUUCUCUGCUCUGCCUCGGGGGCACCUCGGGUCCGGGUACCGGCCUCAGAACUCUGGGGUCAGGGCGCGUGGUGAUGGGGCCUUAAUGAAAAGCGCCCUGGUUUUGCUCCUGGUCCCACCUGUCGUGUAGUCGCUGUGUUGACGACAGCGCGAGUGGGUAGAGAGCUGAGCGGAGGUUGGCAUGAUAAACGGGGAACCUUUUUAAAAAGAGCCUCCUGUGUUCAGAUCCCAGGGGGCCUGAGCGCUCUCCCCCCGCCCACUUCCGGCCGAGCGCCCCAGGCCGCCUGGGAUGAGGCCCCUGGGCUGAGUGCGGAGCAUCUGUCUUCUCUGGUUCCCUCUGCGGUGCCCACGUGCAUUGCCAUCUUGUGUCUCAUCCUUUCGUCCCAUUCCUUAUUCCCACUGUGUGUUUCAUUGCCUUUUACAGCGAUGCCUGGGUCGCACGUGUGCUAAUUGCAUCCGUCAUGGGUGGGUAUUUAUAAUGUGGUUACGUUAUUUUUUAGCGCUAGACUUGAUUUACUGUCAUAAAAUGGAGCUUUUAUAUUUUAAGAAAUGCUCUUAACGGCUGGCUCUGUGCACCAAGUCUGGGAAGUGAUUAUCUGUGAGUCAUUCAGGCGUGACACAGGUGUUUACAGCAACAACAGCAAAGCGGAAACUGUCUCUGCGGAAACUCAAAGAUGAAAUAAAUUAAAAACUUAUGGACGUGAAUUUUUAUGCAUAUGAGGAUUCCUGAAUAUUUCUGAAAUGUAAUUACCUUGAAUGUGUAGAUUGUUUCUGGGUCGGAUUACAGGACCCAGGAAGAAACAGGCUGAGGCGACGUCAGCGGCACUUUGCGGGGAGCUGGGGUGUAAAGAGCCUGAACCUUUGUGUCCUUACUGCUUCCUGAGUGACUUUCCCCCUCUUACUUACAUGAACUCUUUUGUUCUAAAAGAUGCCAUACACGAAAGUCUUCUGUGAUUUUCCUAAAUUAUUUCAGUACACAUCGCAUCCCACAGGCCUUUCCGACUAACCAGGCUUCUGUCCCAGACACGGGGGGCACUUGGAAUAAGUCAGCGACCCCGUGGGCCAGGUGGUCGAGGAUGAGCGGGUCGCCUCCGUCCCAGUGUGGGGUCUGGUUGACAUGUUGCGAAGGUAGUCCUCCCCGCGGUGCAGGGAGCUGGACUCCAGGAGGAGAGGUUGGGGGGCAGGGGUGAGACGCAGACCCCAGCCAGGGGCCGCGGGACCGGAUGUGGGGCUGCCGGGCUGAGGAAUCGGGGACUGUGGGGCAGGGGUGGUUUCUGGCUUGAGCCGUGGGUGGAUGGUGCUGUUUGCUGAGAUGGGAAGACGUGGGGAGAAACAGGACGCGUGGGGCGGAUGCCAUGUUCUGUGUCUGUCGGGCUAGGUUUUCAGUGCCCAGGAGGCGUCAGGGGGAGGAGCUGAGAAGAUAGACGAGUCUGCGCGUGGGUGGCUCCCUUUGUUUUAUUUCUCCGAUGAACACAGAGUCCGGUGAACAGCUGCCCACCCCUCACCUGGUCCGA
Hippopotamus amphibius kiboko is the source of this 3471-nucleotide messenger RNA. RefSeq names its product transcription factor like 5 (gene TCFL5). Bases 34 to 1485 code for a protein of 483 amino acids. Gene Ontology annotation, biological process: spermatogenesis; regulation of DNA-templated transcription. The transcript has 6 exons. Gene Ontology annotation, molecular function: protein dimerization activity; DNA-binding transcription factor activity, RNA polymerase II-specific; RNA polymerase II cis-regulatory region sequence-specific DNA binding. Gene Ontology annotation, cellular component: nucleus. Lineage: Eukaryota; Metazoa; Chordata; Mammalia; Artiodactyla; Hippopotamidae. The record is from RefSeq and is a predicted model, not a curated record.